AAAUGAAAGAACCAAAAUCUCAGAAUCUUUGCAACUAUUCCCAGCACAAACUCCAAAUUCACUAGACCUAUAUUAAUGAACUCAUCGUAUCUACAAAGCAAGAUUGUAUCCAAAAUUCUGACAAGCUCCAAUUCAUAAAUUAAUGAUUCCUUCACUUUCACUAGUACUAGUUUUGGUUGGCUCCAUCGGAAAAAUCGAAGCCCAGACUGACUUUUCCUCACUUCUAAUUUUUUGUUAGUGGGGUUUGCAGGCGGAUUCUUCACGGCCCAGAAUAUUUUUAAGUUUCUUACCCAGCUUGCUUUCACAGUUUUUCUCUUCCCAUAUAAAUUAAGGCAUUCAUCCAUGUACAUAUUCAGGAAACCUGGUCCAAAAUUCGCCUGACGAAUUUCAAGAUUUAAAAUGGUUCACAAAGUUUUUACCUGGCGUUAUGGGGGCGGGAGAGUUUUUCUUUGUGGUUCCUUUAAUGGGUGGACAGAGAGGAUACAGAUGAUUAAUGUGGAGGGUUGUGCCACUGUUUUUCAGAGGAUUUUGGAUCUUCAACCGGGUUAUUAUCAGUAUAAGUACUUGGUUGAUGAUGUCUGGCGAGUUGACGAGGAACAGCAUUGUGUUCGGGAUGGGUUUGGAAUGAUUAACAACGUGGCUUAUGUGGAGGAAACAGAAAUCUUAUGUCCUUCCUUUUCUGCUCAAUCUUUACAUCAGAAUCAAGGGACACCUUCUGGUGGCUCACUUCAUAAACCUGUAUUUCAAUUGCCAAUCAACGAGAUUGAUGUUUUGCGUUACCGUCUGUCGCUGCAUUUGUCAUCAUCUACAGUAUAUGACUUGAUGCCUGACUCAGGCAAGGUUAUUGCUUUGGAUGUUGGAGCUGCAGUGAAGCAGGCAUUCCAUCUUAUGUAUGAAGAGGGUGUUGCAGUUCUUCCUCUGUGGGAUGAACAAAACACAAAGAUUGUGGGGAUGUUGACUGCCUCCGAUUUCAUAUCGAUUUUGUUGCAGCUUGACCGUAAUCGUGCUAUACUGACUGAUGAAGAAAUUGAAGAGCACACAAUUUCUGCUUGGAAAGAUAUAAAAUUUCGACAUCAUAGAGAAGUCAGUGGGACCUCACAGCCGCUUUGCCGAACGGCUUUAAUCCAAGCUGGUCCAGAUGAGUCGUUGAAAGAUGUGGCUUUGAGGAUUCUGCACAACAAGAUUUCUGCAGUUCCAAUUUUAAGUUCAAGUGAAGAUGGGUCUUGUCCUAACUUAUUAUUCAUAGCAUGCCUCUCCGGAAUACUAAAACAUAUAUGCGGGCAUUUUCGAAGACAUCUGGAGUUUCUGCCUCUACUGCAGCAACCAGUUGGUAAUCUGCCAUUAGGUACGUGGGCUAGAGAAAUUGGGAAGAGCGGUGAUCGUCUACUGCUAACAUUGCGAGCCAGUGAGCCACUUAGUUCAGCUCUUAAUUUAUUAAUCCAAGCAUGUGUAAGUUCUGUACCUAUAGUUGAUGACAAUGGGAUUCUUGUAGAUGUGUACUGUAAGAGUGAUAUCACCUCCUUGGCAAACAGCAAUGGUUAUACUCGUAUUCAGCUUGAUCAGACAAUUAUAUCUCAAGCGCUGGAGACUGCAGAUGUAACUAGCCAAAGUCGGUAUCAGACCUGUACUCGUUUUGAUUCCUUGUAUAGGGUGAUGGAGCUUCUCUCAGAUCAAGCUGUGCGGCGUGUUAUUGUCAUUGAGGCCAGCAGCCGACAAGUAGAAGGCAUAAUCACCUUAAGAGACAUUUUUAGUUACUUUUUAGCUUAAUUCUCUUGUAAAUUCUCUCUCGCCUGUAUCAAAAUUUUGCCUCCCGGCAAAAACAGUCUUGAUAGACAUGAUCUUACACUUCGGCCAAAUAUUUUUGUUGGCACUAAUUAAUGGACAUGGUGCAAUAUUUACCUAA
Molecule: messenger RNA, 1903 nt
Organism: Coffea eugenioides
Lineage: Eukaryota; Viridiplantae; Streptophyta; Magnoliopsida; Gentianales; Rubiaceae
Product: sucrose nonfermenting 4-like protein
Exons: 13
Coding region: 400-1767 (455 amino acids)
Source: RefSeq, a predicted model, not a curated record